AUGAAUGAAAAUGACCUAUAUCUCAUUAAUGGGUUAAACUUUCCUUAGGAGAGUAAAACACAAAUUUAUAUCAUUUCAGAGCCCUAAGGAUUAAAACUGUUGGACUCAUUAAGUUUAGCUUUUAAGCUGUUUAUCUAUUGGAGUGAUGAGAGUGCAAUUAUGGAUUGGAAUGAUUUUUUAGAAGAACCUUGCUUUAAUGAAUUUUAUUUUAAGCUCUCCUACUAGGGCAAAGAAUACCAGAUAGAAGGUUCCAGGAAUUAACUAGAAAAGCUGUAUGACCUUUGUUCUGGUAAGUUCAUUUUUAACAAAAUCCUGGAAACCAAUUCAUUAUAUGAAAUGACUUUAGUAACAAAUAAAAAAAAUAGUAAACAGUACAUCAAGAAAAGAAUUUUUUCUAAUUUCAAUUCUCAAGACCUGGAGAUGUCGAACACAUAUAAAACCUAACUAUGGUAAGCCAGAGUACCUGAGGAAAUCAGGAUAAUUCAACUUUUGUAUUCUCAGAGAUGUCCUUAUAUUAUAAAAAUGGUAUCAAUAUAGUAUGACGGUGACGAUUAUUCUUUAAUCUACGCGAACUAAAAUUUAAUAUCUUUAAAGUAGAUUUUAAAAAGGUAAAAAAUGGGAUUACCUCUUUCUUUUGUAAUUGAGAUUGUAGAAUAAUUGUUAAUUGUAUUAAACAUUUUCUAGGAGCUUCAUAUUAUACAAAAUAGUAUAAAUUUGGAUAUGAUUAAUUAUUCCCUGGACUCUAAUUCAAUUGUUGUGAGCAAUUUUUAAUCAUCAACCUUUGAAUGUAAUAGAGACAUGCCUAUAAAGGGUAGUUCAAUAGGUUUUAUACCUCCUGAAUAUAUUCAGAGUAAAUAUCUGAUCUCACCCUUGGCCAAUAUAUUUUAAUUAGGCGUUGUCUUGCAUCAUCUGUUAUUUUACUAAAAUCCCUUUGGAAAUGACUUAUAAACUAUACUUAAAAACAACAUAGAGGGGAAAUAUCACAUUCCAAAUCAUAAUUUUGAUAUGGAUAUCAUUGAAAUGCUUAAAUCGAUGAUGCAAGCAAAUCCCCAUAUGAGAGAAACCCCUAAGGAGUAUUUGUAUUCCAAGAUUUUUAAACCUUAAUAUAGAUCGAAAAUUUCUAAAAACUCUUUAUUAUUGUGUUUUCAAGAUAUUUCCUCUAAAAAAGUUGACGAAUUUGAAGUGAAAGAUGAAGCUAUCACCAUUCAAAACAUUAAAUUCCUGUGUAUAAAUAACAAAAAAAAUUGA
Molecule: messenger RNA, 1248 nt
Organism: Paramecium tetraurelia
Lineage: Eukaryota; Ciliophora; Oligohymenophorea; Peniculida; Parameciidae
Exons: 7
Biological process (GO): protein phosphorylation; intracellular signal transduction
Cellular component (GO): cytoplasm
Molecular function (GO): protein serine/threonine kinase activity; ATP binding
Source: RefSeq, a predicted model, not a curated record